AUGUUUGACGGAUCAAUUGACAUAAAAUUCUACCAUUCGUACUGUUUUGAUUUUGAAUAUCAGUCACCCCCACCACGCAGUCGCAGUGCAGACUUGUCAAAGAGAAACCGAACAUCAGCUUCUGAGGCGAAACAAGAUGGUGCCAAUAUUGUUAAAGACAUUGAUGUACUAUUUACCACUGGAAGUCAGGAAAAUAAACUUACAUUCUCUUUUCUGACCUACCUCAAUGUCUUUAACAAUAUUGGCACCAUCUUGUUUCGCCUAAAAAGAAAAAAUAAAAAGAAAAAUAAACUUCUAGUCGCUGCAAUUGACUUUGGGACAACCUAUUCAGGAUAUGCCUGCUUAACUAAGAACGAAUUUGAAAAUAAUAAAGGUGACAACUCUAAAAUACAUUGUCCGCACUGGGAACGAGAAGGAGGCUUAAGUUACAAGGCACCUACGUCCGUUUUAUUUCGUCCUAAUAAAACCUUCCAUAGUUUCGGAUUUGAGGCGGAGAAAUAUUACCACGAACAUUCUGACAAUAUUGACUUCAAAGAAUGGUACUUCUAUAAACACUUUAAAAUGAAACUCUACACAGAUAAGGAUGAGUUAACACAAGAUACGAUCAUAGAAGACAGCAGGGAGGCUGGAAACAGAAUGAAAGCUGUGGAUGUAUUUGCCGCCGUCAUUAAAUACUUUAAGGACCAUUUACUAAACCACUUCAAAGACAGAAAUGACGAUAAGGAGUAUUUAAACAACAAUGAUAUUCAUUGGGUGAUUACAGUACCGGCUAUCUGGGAUUUAAAGGCAAAGCAGUUUAUGAAAGACGCAGCAACAAAGGCAGGAAUAUCUGGUGAUCAGCUGACUUUAGCUUUGGAACCUGAGGCAGCAUCGUUGUAUUGUCGAAAAGUUCCCGUUUCAGUGGAGACAACAAAGGAUGGUGGAAAGGCUAUUGCAGGAAUGCAGAAUGGAUCACAGUACAUCGUUUUCGACCAAGGAGGUAAAGCCUGCCAUUUCAGAUUUUCCGCUAAUCCUAGGUCACGAUACUCGCGAGUACUCGAUGGUACUACAGAUAUAACAGUACAUGAAGUAACUGGUCAGAAUACACUGAAGGAAAUACACCAGGCUUGCGGGGGUCAUUAUGGUGGUAUUACAGUCAAUGCCGAAUUCUACAAAUUUUUGACGACCCUAUUAAGUGGACCGGUAAUAAAAGAGAUUCGCGAUAAGCAUCCCUCCGAAUAUUUCGAUUUUAUGACAGCUUUCGAACACAAGAAGACAUCAUUCUCCGUUGAUGAGAAAUCCAUGAUAACUGUCCGGAUUCCUGUUGUCUGGAUGGAAGUGUUUAAAGACAACACAGAUGAAACUUUAGAGGAAGCUAUCUUGGAUUCGGCCUACAAUGGCAAAGUCACAAUUAACAAAGAUAAACUAAGAAUGAAAUAUGAACUUUUCCGCAAGUUUUUCGACUAUUCAAUUAACAAUGUACUGAGAGUAUUCGAAGACCUGUUUCAAAAACCAACAAUAGAAAAUAUAAGAACAGUAUUGGCUGUUGGUGGUUAUUCCGAAUCACCUGUUCUUAUAAACACCAUAAAAGAGAAGUUUCCAAAGCUUACAAUUAUAGUUCCGAAAGACCCAGGUCUAGCCGUGUUGAAAGGGGCAGUUUUGUAUGGGUUCGAACCGCAGGCAAUUACGGAAAGGGUAUCACAAUAUACAUACGGUGUAGCCAUGCAGAAACCGUAUGAUCCGGAUCUUUACGACGAGAGCAAAAUUUCAGCUAUCCAUGGACAUGGUGGUAAACGCAUGGUUGAUGACGUUUUUGAUAAACAUAUCGAAAUUGGAAAGGCUUGUAAAAUUGGAGAAUUUGAACAGGAGCACGAUUACUACCCAUUGGUUAAUGAACAAAAAAAUGCUCAUUUUGAAUUUUAUGCAAGCGAACUGAAAUCGCCAAAAUAUACGACAGAUCCAAAAUGCUAAAUGAUAGGAACUUUUUCCGUGGAAAUUUCAAAAGCUGGUAAAAUUUUUCUGAAGCUAAACGCCAGCGGUACAGAAAUAUUAGGAAUAGUCCGCGAGGAAGAGACGGGAAAGGAAAGUCGUGCUUACUUUAGUUUGAUGUAGUGAGAUAAUUUCACAAUGAAAUAUAUAAUUCUAAAAGUCCCGAGACUUGUCUUUGACUUACCUCUAUUUUGUGAGACUCAAUGAAGUUUCCGCGGUAAGUACUUACAUACCGUGAGUUUUUACUAAAAAUAACAGAAUGGAGUAGAAAUUCAAAAUUGGAAACAAAAAUGAAUUCUGAGCUUUAAUUGACAAACUAUCAUGACUAUGUUAAUGUUCUUUAAUGUAAAAUAAAAGAAAUAAAAGAAAUUAAGA
This is a messenger RNA of Mytilus trossulus (common blue mussel), 2343 nucleotides long. Its product is annotated as heat shock 70 kDa protein 12A-like. Bases 1 to 1950 code for a protein of 649 amino acids. Lineage: Eukaryota; Metazoa; Mollusca; Bivalvia; Mytilida; Mytilidae. The record is from RefSeq and is a predicted model, not a curated record. The transcript has 7 exons.